Cylicostephanus goldi is the source of this 610-nucleotide messenger RNA. The record is from the annotation of a GenBank genome assembly. NCBI's taxonomy places the organism in Eukaryota, Metazoa, Nematoda, Chromadorea, Rhabditida, Strongylidae.
CAUCACUUGCAAGCUUCAUUUUGCUUUCAGGUCCACUCGAGGAGCAUCAAAGCAGCGUCGAGAUCAGAUCAAUGUGGAGAUCCAGCGAUUACGAGAUCUCCUGCCAUUAUCAGAGUCGAUCAAGGACCGACUCUUUCAGCUGCAGGUUAUGUCACUUGGAUGUAUCUACAUCAGGAAGCAUCGCUAUCAAAAACACAGUAAGAAUUUCUUGAUUUCCAUGCUUGUUGUAAGCGAUCGUUGGGUGGUUCCAGUACUGAAAACGAUUGCGGAGAAUAGCAUACCGUUGCCGAAGGGACUUGAUGUUUGUAAAGCUUUGCGAGGAUUCUUAAUAAUGCUGAACAGAAGUGGGAAGCUAUUGCAUGUUUCGGAUAACGCUAGCGAGUAUCUUGGACAUUCCAUUGAAGAAAUAAUGUGUCAAGGCGAUUCUAUCUUUGAUCUCGUGGACCCUCGUGAUCAUCCCACAAUCCAAACCGAGCUGAGCAGUGGACCUCAACCGACAACGUCCUUUCCCGAAGAGAGGGUAUUCCUCUGUCGCCUAAACCUUGCCAGAACUGCCAAGAGGCAGUUACAAUACCACAAGGUAACCCUAGUUGUAAUGCACUCCUACUGA